CUGAAGCUGCGCUACAGAACAGAGCUUGCAGUCUUUGCCGGGGAAGACUCAACAAACGGUUGAAUUACUAAACCACUCUUACAAUCAUUUGCAGUUGUGUAAAAACGUUUUAUAUCCGUGUUGCACUGUUCAAAAAUAAAACAAGUGCGCCGGUUUUAUCUCGUUGAAAGACGCCUAAUAAGAUGCUCACGACGCUAGCUUGCGAAGAUAGCUAAUCUGUGUACGUCAUCAUCGGUGGCGAUGUUGAAAGCAUGAUUCGGAUAGCUGCCUUGAACGCAGCCUCUCAGACUGCAGACGAACAUGAAGAUCACUUCAGGAGUGCGAAACCCAGUCAGACUAAAGAAGCUCAGGAGGCAGAGGCAUUUGCCCUGUACCACCAAGCUCUUGACCUACAGAAGCAUGACAGGAUUGAGGAGUCGGCCAAAGCGUAUCAUGAGCUCCUCAAGACGCCGCUGCUUAAGGAGGCGGUGGCAUCUGAAGAUGAGAAGGUUGGGCUGAAACACCCUGGGCUCAUGCUGAAAUACUCCACGUACAAGAACCUGGCCAGCCUCGCUGUGCUCAGGGACGAUCUGAACACUGCCAUGGACUUCUAUGUGGAGGCCGUCAUGCUGGACUCAACGGACGUGAACGUGUGGUACAAGCUGGGUCAGGUGGCCUUGAAGAGAGUGAGCAUCCCGCUGGCCCGGCACGCCUUUGAGGUGGGUUUACGCUGUAACCCGGACCACUGGCCCUGCCUCGACAGCCUCAUCACCGUCCUCUACACACUCAAUGAUUACAGCUGUUGCCUGUACUAUAUCUGCAAGGCUCUGGAGAAGGACGUAGGCUAUGCAAAAGGCCGUGUGUUGAAGGAGAAGAUCUUCGAUGAGCAGCCUUGCCUCAGACGGGACUCCAUGAAGAUGUUCUCCAAACUUGAUAUGACUAUUCACUACGAUGAGGUAGAGGAGGAGGAAGCUCGCGGAAUAGUGGAGGAGGCCAUGGAGCUGCGGAGACAGAGGCAGGCGAAACUCUCCCGCCAUCCCCGGCCCGACCUCAAGCUGGCGGAGCCCAUCAAACGCUUCACGUGGAAGAGUGUGGGGGAGAGCUUCCUGACCAUGUACAAACACCAGAACGAGUGCCUGGUCCCACGCCCCGACUUCGGCCGGCGGGUCGACCUCUCUGAGUACCGUGAUCUAGACCUCCUCCUGCAGGCUGCCCCCACUACAGCACCGGCCGUGGUUACCGUGGCGGCCCCCGCCGCCCCAGCUCCUGAGCCCCCGCAACCAUCCGCGCCCCUCCCCCAGGCUGAGCCGAUCGCUCCGCCCCCUGCAGCCUUGUUCAGCUCCACCUCCAGGCAGCCCCCACCCUCUGAGCCCUCUGUCCAGCCGCAGACCCCGGUCGAUGCCCUGGGGCCACCGACGCAGGGCCAGAGCAGCGCAGAGCCCAGCGCUACCUAUGUUGAAGCCACUGCUGUUAUGAACAGCACUGCAGUGGUGGCUGUUGCUUCUGCUACUGUUGUUAUUGCGGCCUCUGGUGUUAUUGACCCGAACCUGAGUGAUAAAGCGAAGAAAGCCUCCAAGAGGAAGCGCAUGAUGGAGGACUGCGGCGAGACCGCCAAGAGGCGCUCGGCACGUGUCCGCAACACCAAGUGCAAGAAGGAAGAAAAGAUCGACUUCCAGGAGCUGCUGCUUAAAUUCUUGCCCUCGCGGCUGAAGAAGUUUGAUGCCGAUGAGGAUGAAGAAAGUCUCAGUAACAUUGACACCCAGAGCGAGGCCAAAGCAGGUUCCCAGAUGAACCAGGGCACUGGCUCCAACCUCUCUGACUACAUCAGCUCCAUCGAGACAGAGCACACAGAGGUACAUGCCUUCCUGCUGGCCAACAUGUGCAACGGUGGCAUCCUGGAGCUGCUCCUGCACUACCUGAAGGUGAUGGGGCAGAAGUUUCUGGAAGAGUGGCCACCUGGCCUGAGCGGUGUGUUACUGGACAUGUACAACUGCUGGAGGAAGCACAGUGCCGGUCUGCCCAACCCCCUCCUCCGGGACUCCAGCAACCAGCACAUCAAGGAAAUGAUGAUGAUGAGUCUGUCCAGUUUGGAGCUACAGUUGGAGCAGUGGGUCCUCACUAAGGGAAAGAACAUGUCUCAGAGGAAGAGCACAGCGGGUGAGCACGCGGAGCUGGAUGUCCAGGAGACGCGCUUCCAGACAGACCUGUUCCUCCUCACCAUGGCCUCAUCGCAGAGAGACGUGUUCCAACAAGACUGGCUCCCCUUCGCCGUCCGCGUUCACUGGCUCAAAGCUCGAUACCUCGCGUUUCAGGGAGACAUGGAGGAGGCGCUGGAGGUUUACGAUGUGUGUGUGGGGCUUCUGAAGAGCCAGCCUCAGAGCGCCGAUGGGGACAGACUCACCGUGUGCUUGCCCAACCUCUGUGUGGACUCGGUCAUCUCUAUAGAGGAGAUUGAGAAGAAGCUCAAGUCUUUGGAGAGGUGCCAGUCCCUUGAGGAGAUUCAGAGACUGUUUGAGAGUGGCGACCACCAGGCGGUGGUGAGAUUAAUCCGGCCCACACUCCACUAUGGCCCCGGCUCUGCUCGGCCCAAACACCUGGAGUACCUUAGCUCUGCUCCGGAGAGGCCGGCCCAGCUUCUGCUCCUGCAGAACUCCUUGUUGUGCAUGGAAAACUUUGCACAGUGCCUGGAGAGCUCAGAAGUGGCGCUUGGCGAGGCCAUGCAGCAUGUGGGGACCCUGUUACCCAGCAGCCCCUCUGCCAAGGAGGAGUGGGUGGGCACAGCAACUGCUCUGUUGCGCGGGGUGGAGCGGUGCAUCACGGAGCAGCCGCACCUCCUUACCAGCACGCCACCCUGCGCCAACCUACCUCGACUCGCCAACAACCUCAUACAGCUGAUAGACUGUAGCAUGGCUCUUCCUGAUGACCCCAAGGAACCUCACUUCUCCUCUGUCCUGCCCUGGGUCCUCCUCCACCACCUCCUCAAGCAGGAGGAGGCUGAAUUUGACUGCAUGCUCCGCCAGCACCCGGCACACGAAGAUGACGAUGAUGAUGACACGCCCCUCCUGCCCUCCUCUCUGAUGCUGCUGAACACGGCUCAUGAGUACCUGGGCCGCCGCUCCUGGUGCUGCAACUCUGAUGGAGCUCUGCUGAAGUUCUUUGUCCGUGUGUUGCAGGAGAAGCUAGCUGAGGGGGAUUCUCUUCCGUAUAAGGAGGACCUGGAGACGGCCCUAGAGCAGUGCUACUACUGCCUAUACUCCUACCCCAGCAAGAAGAGCAAAGCUCGCUACCUGGAGGAGCACUCUGCCCCGCAGGUGGAGCUACAGUGGAGCGAUGCACUUUUCAUGUUUGAGUACUUCAAGCCCAAGACACUGCCAGAAUUCGACAGCUACAAGACCAGCACCGUAUCGGCAGAUCUGGCCAACCUGCUAAAGAGGCUUUCUGGAAUCAUCCCCCGCUCUGAGACCCCUACGCUCUCUAUCGACGAAGUGUCUUCCUAUAUAGAGGGCGGAGGCGUCAAGGUGCCAUCCCUGCCUGAGGGAGCCCCAUUAGCGCCCCCUCUGGUCAACGAGCUGUACUACUUGCUGGCUGACUAUCACUUUAAAAACAAAGAGCAGUCCAAAGCCAUCAAGUUUUACAUGCACGACAUCUGCGUGUGCCCCAACAGGUUUGACUCGUGGGCGGGUAUGGCCCUGGCGCGUGCCACACGUAUCCAGGACAAGCUGAACUCCAACGAGCUGAAGAGCGAUGGGCCCAUCUGGAAGCACUCGCUGGCUGUGCUGACAUGCUUCAAGCGCGCGCUGGAGAUCGACGGCUCCAACCUGAGCCUGUGGAUUGAGUACGGCACCAUGUCCUACGCCCUGCACUCCUUCGCCUCCAGGCAGCUCAAGCAGUGGAGGAACGAGCUGCCAACGGAGCUCGUCAAACAGAUGGAAGAGCGCAGGGACUCCAUGCUGGUCACGGCAUACCAGUGCUUCCAGAGUGCGUCUGCGUGCGAGGGGGACUGUAAUGAGGAAGAGUGGCUCAUCCACUACAUGCUAGGAAAGGUGGCCGAGAAGCGCCUGUGGCCUCCCAAAGACUAUCUGCGACUCUAUAAACAGUCUGCUUAUUAUCUCCACGAGGAGGCUGCCAGAUACCCACGAAAAAUCCACUACCACAACCCACCUGAUCUAGCCAUGGAGGCACUAGAGCUGUUCUUUAGGACAAGUGCUACGAUCCUGAAGCUCCUGGAGGAAGAGGACGAUGACACUGUGCCGGAGCCUCAGAAGAACCUUCUGGAUUACGAGCUUUUCUUCAACGUACUCGCUGAAGCUGCAGUGGGGCCUUUUGCUCGUGGAGAGGAGAAAAGUGUGCCCAAGACCAGCGACAAGGAAAAACCACCUUCCCUGAACGACGAAGACUCUCACUCCUCCUCAGCGGGUGCGGCUGGGUGCCCGGUGGCGCUGGCGACCCCCGCGGCGACCCCCGUGUCGACCGCCGCAACAGCACCGUUGGCUGGUGACGGCGUGGCAGGUGUGACUUCCUCCGUGUGUGCGGUCGCUCCGCUCGACCACGAUUACGCCAAACGUAAAAAGGGGCAGCAGAGGCAGGCACAGGACGAACAAAGCCAGGACAGCGUGGCCGUCUUGUCGGACUCCAGCUCUUUGCAGGACGUGUUCGCUGACCCCGCCGGCUCGCAGGACGGCAGCCAGAAGCCGGAUUCGGGGAUGUGUCACCCAUUUCCUGAGGACAUCAGCUCCUUCACUAAAGACAAGCCCCCCACAGCAGAGGAACCAGAGGAGAAGUCCAUCGACGUCAACUCCAGUACCCUCUCGCAGGAGUCCUCGGACACCACCCUGUCCCUCACAUCUCCCGACACGCCCUUGCUUAAGACCCCAACCACAGACACCCCCACCCAGCCUCCAGCUGCCCCUGUCCCUGCCACUCCGCCCAAGCACGGCCCCCCACCCUGCACUCCGCUGCUGGGGCUCUCGAGCGAGGGCAAGCGUCGGCCGGAGCCCCCUGCCCCGCUGGAGGUGAUGGAGGUGCCCAGGUGCCUGCCGGCUGGCCGGGUGGAGCAGCGCAGGAUGCUGGUGGACAUGUGUGUGAGAGCCCUGUUCCUCUGCCUCAGCCGCUUCCCACAGCACUACAAGAGCCUGUAUCGACUGGCACACCUGUACUUCUACAGCAAGACACACAGGAACCUGCAGUGGGCAAGAGAUGUGUUGCUAGGGAGCAGUGUCCCAUGGCAACAGCUGAAGCACAUGCCAGCACAAGGACUUUUCUGCGAGAGGAACAAGACCAAUUUGUUCAACGGCAUCUGGCGCAUUCCGGUGGAUGAGAUCGAUCGACCGGGCAGUUUCGCGUCUCACAUGAACAGAUCCAUCGUACUGCUGCUGGAUGUCCUGUCUCAGUUAAGGGACCACGACACGCUACUUAAAAUCUCCCUCAUGCUCCAAAGAACCCCCGACCAGGGAAAGAAAUAUUUGCGCGAUGUGGACCGACAGGUUUUGGCCAAGCGCGCCUUUUUCUUCACUGUGAAAGUGCUGGAAGACAAUCUGGAGAAGCUCACGGCGGCGUCGGAUCCUUCUCCUCAGCCUUCCACUUCCUCCUUGGGUGAAAUGACCACUUCCGACAUGCCCAACCGGCCCCCAGCCACGGAGGGCCCCAAAUGUUCCCAACCCCAGCAACCCAAGCCAGGUCUGUCAGACUCAGCCUCGGCACCCUGCGUGGACAUGCUGUCCCCGGACACCUCCCGCGCCUUGCUUGAACCAGGCCUCCACGCCCCUGCCGCACCCUCGCAUCCCAGGGAAGGCACUUUGGGCUUGUGCGAGCCUAUGGACCUCGGCCCCGGGGCAUGGAUGGGCGCCCUGAAACCUAGAGACCUGCAAAUGGAGUCCGAGGGCACUCUGCAAGAGCAGAAUGGCCCCCGGACAGGUGAGGAGGUGGUGGAUCGAGCCCCUGAGAGCAGCCGCACUCCAGAACUGUCACUGGAGGAUCUGAGCAUCAGCUCCAAGCAGCAGCUGACGCAGGUUCAGGUAGGCGGGGCUAAAGGGGCGCAUGCAGUGUCUGUUCCGCCCCCGAUGGGCGGCCCCGCUGGACAGGCCGGCCCCACGGAGUCCACACUCCUUCGGCGGCCCAACAGAAAGAGGAAAUUGCUGGAAGAUGUGGAGUCGGGCAAGACGCUCCUGUUGGAUGCCUACAGAGUGUGGCAGCAGGGUCAAAAGGUGAUGACCUAUGACCUGGGGCGCAUCGAGAAGAUCAUGUCAGAGACGUACAUGCUGAUCAAGCAGGUGGACGAGGACGUUGCGUUGGACCAGGCAGUGAAGUUCUGCCAGAUUCAAACGGCGACAUCAGCACAAAGACAGAAUUCCAUCGAUGCCCCCGUCACUCCCAGGUUAAGCAAAGAUCAGCGGGACAUCUUCUUCCCUACGUCCUUCCCGUCUUCGUGCCUGCACACCCACAUUCACCCCCUGCCUGUCCAAGACCACGACGCCAGACUAAGCAAGGCCUCGCGAACACUCCCUGCACACGCGCACACGCACACGCACACUGCCCACACACACUCGCUCCCCGCACACACUCAAGCUCACUCGCACACACCCAGCGCACAGACACAGCUCCUUGGCCAGCCCUCAGCUCAGCAGGACCCAUCGCAGCCCAGGACGGCUUCCAUUCAGCCAGUAGUGGGCAUGGCAUUCUUACCCCACACAGAGGACAGAGAGACCUUUGCUCCAGAGGGUCUGGUGUACAGACAGCAAGAGUCUCACUUGUGUCAGCAGAUGAAGUUGGCCACUGUCUCUCAGAGUCACGACACACCGGAGUGGAGCUCUGCACACACCGGCACAGAAGGCUCUGAGCAGUUGAAGCAGGGGGGCGACUCCAGCCGCAUCCGAUCCCGAAUCCCCGCCAACAUGCCCAAGCUGCUCAUCCCGUCCACGUCCACCAAAUUCCCGCCGGAGAUCACGGUCACGCCCCCGACACCCACGCUCCUCUCACCUAAAGGCAGCAUCUCGGAGGAAACCAAACAGAGGCUCAAAAACGUGAUUCUGGCAUCCCAGUCAGCAGCUAAUGUGAAGAAGGACACUCUGGCCCAGCCGGCGCUUGAGGUUCAAGAGACGUCCAGCCAGGAGUCCUCGCUCGACAGCGAGUCCGAUGAAGAGGAUGACUACAUGGACAUUUGAACUCGGACAUCUCGCCUCUAGGGGGCACCAGAAAGCACAGCAUUAUCCCAGAUGGCACUUUCUAAACACAACCCCAUCCCCACCCCUGCUUAUUUUGAAGCGACGGAAUGUUCCGGUUUCUCUGCAGUGUGUGCACUGCUGCGGUAUACACGUUCUCUCCAGCGACUGGGGACCAGAUCUGGCUCUCUCCUCUCCCAACGUUCUUGUUGGGUUUUUUUUGGUUUGUUUGUUUGUUUGUUUUUUCUCGUGGCACGGCCAUGCUGGCAAGUGCCAGUCGAGCGCCCGCACCCCCGAAGACGCAGCCAGGUGACCUGGCAAGACCGUGACGGCGCCGAAACCAGCAAGACUUUCUCUUCUGUCUACACUGGUGUUUAUUCCAGGCACCCCUGCAGACCGUCCAUUUAACGCAAACAGUGCAGUGGUGUCCGUUCCACCUGAAUAUUUGGAAACAACAUUUAAUUUUGCUGCAGCUUAAAUGGAAAGUUUUACAUCUCAGUUAAGGUGCUUAAUCUCAGACCCACUGCUGCACUGAAUUGUCAGCUGUCAGCAUGCAAACACCUAGAUUUUCAAAAACAGUGUAUAGACGUUUUUUUUUUUUUUUGUUUUUUUUUUGUUUUUUUUUUUACCAACGUUUUCAUAUAAAUGUGUCUAUGCUCUGUGUGUGUGGGAUAGAUAUCAUUUGCCCACCUGAAGCCUCUUGCAUGGCUCUCUUGCUCGUGAGUUGGUGCUUUAUCUCUGAUGACUUUGCCCAGUCCGACCGUCUAACGGCAGCAUGAGUUUACAGCUUCCUGUAGCGCUUACCAAUUUAAAAAAAAAAAAAAAAAAAAAAAAGAUUUCUGAACUGUUUCCCACCAAAGUUUACUUUUAUCUACACAUUGGGUAAUUGCAUCACUUGGUCAGUGUAUGGCCUCUCCAGGCAGCGGGGAGCAUGACCACAUCAGCAGCAGACGCACCCGGCACUGCGUUUUGAUUGGUGGACUGCUCUUCUAGAGACGCUGUUCCUGUUUGUGUUGGACUCCUGCUCUGUCUCCAUUUCUCUCUCUCUGCUCCUCAUAUCUGUUCUGCAUUUGCAUUUUGUGAGUGGUUGGGUUGUAGCAGUGCAUGCAGUCCUGCCACCAGCACUGGGACAGGAAGGACGACCACGUCACACUCAAACCCGAACGGCUCCGCUGUGCGCGUGCACCUCGCGACCCUCGUCUUAAUCGAGUCCGUCGUGUCGUGAAACGGCAUUUCCACGGGUUUUCACCGUCUGGGGUGGGGAGGAAAGUGAAGACUGGGGGCUUUUCUUCUGCUGAUUUCAUCCGUUUGUGUUUGUUUUUUUUCUGAACGAGCAGUGUUGUUCGGAGUCUUGGAGAGCUGGUGCUGGAGUGCAUGACUGAGAAGCUCCUAGAAGGCGCUGCGUGUUUCAUGCUGAGUGCUCCACCCUGUUUCAGCCUGUGCUCCACCCUCUGCUGCCGCACAUUUCAAGGGGGUCAUGUUGACCUUUCCAAAUGGCUGAACUUUUUCUUUUUAUGUAGUUUUCUAUGAGUCGAUGGAUAAAUAGCCUCCAGCAUUUUUAUUGAUUACUAAAUUAAGAGGAAAACUUUUUUUUUUGCUAGGGAAAAAGCUUGUGUUCAUAAAUGAGGGGAAAAAAAGUGUAAAUACAAUGGACAUUCAACACGCAUGUCUGACCAAACUACCUGUAAACAGAUGAAGAUGUUUGUAUUUUUCUCUCCUUUGUAAAAAUGAACUGUUUUUUUUUCUAUUUGUAUGGCUCUGCUGUGCUUGUACAGAGUGUAACUUCUCAGAGGGUUGAGCGAGGGCUUUUGGACGCUUCUCUGGAGACGGGCUUCUUCUGUGCUCAGGCUUUUUCCACAGAGGGUUGAUGACUUCUCUGUUUCUUACUCGCUGCAUUCAAAAUGUCACCAAACCAAAAAUAACACUUGAUAACACUUUUA
Electrophorus electricus (electric eel) is the source of this 9076-nucleotide messenger RNA. Lineage: Eukaryota; Metazoa; Chordata; Actinopteri; Gymnotiformes; Gymnotidae. The record is from RefSeq and is a predicted model, not a curated record.